Mytilus californianus (California mussel) is the source of this 1716-nucleotide messenger RNA. Its product is annotated as cytochrome P450 4B1-like. Lineage: Eukaryota; Metazoa; Mollusca; Bivalvia; Mytilida; Mytilidae. The record is from RefSeq and is a predicted model, not a curated record. Bases 89 to 1627 code for a protein of 512 amino acids. Gene Ontology annotation, molecular function: oxidoreductase activity, acting on paired donors, with incorporation or reduction of molecular oxygen; monooxygenase activity; iron ion binding. The transcript is spliced from 12 exons.
AUGUGAACUUUAAACUUAGAUAAAUAUAUAAGGUUUGUAUACAUUAUUUGACGGAUACAGGUAUAACAGGACGGAAGACUAGAGAGUCAUGGCAUUGGUUCCAGUCGAAAUUUUUAGUUCUCCAUUUCUAGCACUGUUUGGUGUUAUUGUAGUUUCCUACCUGGUCAUAUCACUGAUUCGGUUCAAAAAGAAACGUCAGUUUUAUGAUAAUCUUCCAGGUCCAGAGGAUUUUAGCUGGCUGCAUGGUAAUUUGCAUACGUACCCUAAAGGCUCCGAGGAACGUUUACGUCGCCAUUAUGAGAACAUAUGUAAAUGGCCGAAGUUGCAUAGAAUAUGGCAUGGAGGGUUUUUGCCACAUGUUCUGCUUUACCAUCCAGAUACAAUUAAAGUUAUUCUUAAAACGUCAGAGCCCAAACCACGUGGCAUUGGUGGAGUAUACGAGUACGCUAUUCCAUGGUUAGGUGAAGGACUACUUAUAAGUGAUGGUGACAGAUGGGCGAGAUCUCGACGUUUACUUACUCCUGCAUUUCAUUUUGAAAUUCUUAAACCUUAUGUUAAAGUAUACAACGAUUGUGCUGACAUUCUUGUGAAUAAAAUAUCUAAAUGUGCUGAAUCUGGUGUGAGUUUUGAAGCUUUUGAAAAUGUCAGUUUAUGUACAUUGGAUAUAAUUCUGAGAUGUGCUUUCUCUUACGAAAAUGAUUGCCAAACUAGAGGGGAGUCACAUCCGUAUGUCAAGGCCGUGAAUGAGUUGGCUCAGCUAUGGUUAGAGAGGGCUAGAUCUCCAUGGUUACAUUUUGAUUUCGUAUAUUAUCUUACAUCAAAUGGUCAAACAUUUAAGAAGCAUUGUGACUAUGUGCAUAAAGUAACAGAAGAUAUUAUAGACAGUCGUAAAAACGUUUUAAAACAAGAACAAAAUUUAAAUCUUGACAGAAAAAGAUAUCUGGAUUUCUUAGAUAUUUUGCUAUCAGCCAAAGAUGAAGAAGGCGUUGGACUGACACCCCUUGAGAUCAGAAACGAGGCAGAUACAUUCUUAUUUGAAGGACACGACACAACUUCUAGUGGGAUAUCUUGGGCGUUGUAUUCCCUUGCUGAACACCAAGAGUAUCAAAAGUUAGCACAGAACGAAAUAGAUAGUAUAAUGAAAGACAAAGAUACAAAUAGUUUUGAGUGGGAUGAUUUAUCCAAGAUGGAUUAUUUAGGACGUUGCAUAAAAGAAGCUUUAAGACUGCAUUCUCCAGUUCCAUUUAUCAUGAGAAAAAUAACAAAAGACGUUGAGAUAGAUGGCACCACGUUUCCUGCUGGUUCCCGGUUCACUCUUCAUCUUUACAACCUUCACCACAAUCCACACGUAUGGGAAGAUCCUAUGGAAUUCAACCCAGACAGAUUUCUACCUGAAAAUCUAAAAAACAAACACUCUUUUGCCUUUACUCCAUUUUCUGCUGGACCAAGAAAUUGUAUAGGACAGCACUUUGCAGUUAAUGAGGAAAAGGUGGUGAUCGCUAACAUUUUACGGAAAUUUCAUCUGUCACUGGAUCCCAAUCAUAAAGUCAUGAAGAAAAUUUCUGCAGUCAUGAGAUCUGAAAAUGGAAUUCGACUGUUAGCAACACCUAGAAAUGUAGCUGAAUAAAACUGAAAUUAACUAGUAUGAUCUUAUCAUGCAAUAUUUGCUCUACAGGAAAUGAGUUUUGUUUUGAUAAAAUACAGUGUCUGUUUGUU